Daphnia pulex (common water flea) is the source of this 1750-nucleotide messenger RNA. Its product is annotated as BLOC-1-related complex subunit 8 homolog. The record is from RefSeq and is a predicted model, not a curated record. Gene Ontology annotation, cellular component: BORC complex. The transcript is spliced from 5 exons. Bases 924 to 1292 code for a protein of 122 amino acids. NCBI's taxonomy places the organism in Eukaryota, Metazoa, Arthropoda, Branchiopoda, Diplostraca, Daphniidae.
UUUCACAAAAGUUUACAUAGAGACAAGACGUGUGAUUUUAAAAUGCAAUUAGACCGUGCGUAUAGGGAUAGAAACAUAGCGUGCACACUUUUCUCGCGUAAUGUUAUUGAAUCGAAAGUGGAUUGACGCUGAAGGCGAAUUGCUUCGAGCUGUGCGAGACACAGUUCCCUUGUUCUGAUUACCAAAACAGGGAGUGCCAUCAUAUGGAUUUGUGAAUUUUACAAACCUCUUUCUGAUGUACCUCAUUCCUGUCAGAAGGUGCUAGACGGAUUACGCUGCCAAAAUGAAACUAUUUCCUUAUCAAUCAAUCAUCAGUAAAAGUUGCUCUCAAUUUUUGUGCAGAUAGAACCGGUUUCAAAGUGGGUCUCUUUAAUCAGAUACUAUCGUGUUUUUUUCCAAGUCAUUAUCUUAAACUGCAUAUCAAUAGUGUACACGCUCUAUGAUUUGCAAUACUCCACAUCUGGCUGUGACAAAAUUUCUGGGGGUUUAUCUGCUGGAACAACGAGUACCGGUAUUUUACACUGAUUGAAUACGAACAACUAACUGGGUGAAAUGUAGAAAACUAUCAGAACAAGUCUAGAUCUUACGUCGAUAUCUUCGUAACUGUCGAAAUAGCUGUCAUCCUCCAUCGUUGCUGUCCCGGUUUCGUCAUCUGGCUGUUGCUCCUGGAUCAUUUCAUUAGAUCUGGUUGAAGGCAGAUGAGUGAAUUUCAUGGAAUAUCAAACAAAAAUGUCAAAUGUUUAACAGAAACACACGUGGUUCAAGCAGGAGAGAAAGUUUGUUGAUUCUGAAUCGAUUUUCUAUGUCGUCUGCUUUUCCUUUUUCGUCGUCUGCUGUGUGCUUUGUCAGUCAACAAUAUUUCCCACCAAAAACACAGUCGACAAUUUUUAUCGAAGCAAAAGAAUAAAGCCAUUACUGUAAAAAUGGCUUCGGCUUCAGGAUCUCACAAAGAAAGUGAUUUGGACGUCAAAGCACGAAGAGCAAUGGAGCGCGUAUCCGAAAACAUGCACGUUGUAGCCAAUGAACCUUCGCUGGCAUUAUAUCGUCUCCAAGAACAUGUUCGAAAAGCGCUACCCUUUAUGGUGGAGAAACGUGGUGAAUUUGGACAUCUUCACGAGCAACUGCAGGGACGCUGCUACGACGCUGACUACGCAGUCAGUGCCGUCAACGAGAUCACCAAGGCCAAGGAUCCUUUUGAAGCCUGCGCGGCAUCGUUGAAGAACGCAAUUUUUUAUCGACAACAGCUGCGCUAUCGUGACUCCCGAAACUUGGCCAAUUUGUCCCCCCGUUGAGUUGACUGCGAUUGGCCGGAAAACCCAAAUUUCUUUUCCGGUACAAGGGGAACACAUCUAUUCUGGCUACUUACUACUAUCACUCGUCUUUUUGCGUCUCUUUCCUUUUUCUUCACAUCUAUUGCGACCAACUAAUAAUGUUACUACUAUUCUUGUCCUGGCUUUGAUCCAAUCAACAGACAAAAGAAGAGCCAAUCCAUGUACAAGCGCUUUUCAGCCUCUGAGCCGUCGACGGAAAGCGAGCCACCACCGACCGGACCCGCCAGGCCGCAGAGCAGUAUUUAUCAGUCAUGAAUUUGAUUACAUACUUUUUGGACCACUUCGUUUACACACGGCCAUUUGGUUGGGUUCGACGAGGCACAGAAUACUACUAACUGCCCUCACCGCCCACACAGCGAUGUAAACUUGAUACAAUUGACCUGUAACGAAUACAGAAAAAAGACGCGUACCCGACAACA